Molecule: messenger RNA, 927 nt
Organism: Saprolegnia diclina VS20
Lineage: Eukaryota; Oomycota; Saprolegniomycetes; Saprolegniales; Saprolegniaceae
Exons: 5
Coding region: 1-927 (308 amino acids)
Source: RefSeq, a predicted model, not a curated record
AUGGAGCUGGACGACGACGGACUCGUCGGAUGCUUGGUCAUCUCGGACGCAGGCCACGUCCUCGCCGAGCACGCGCUUCGUCCGUCGGGCCUUCGCUCGGCGCCAUUGGCCUCGCUCGUUGCCACGCUUCAGCAGUUCAACCACGGGCAGCCCAUGGCCAUGCUCAUGCUGCAAGAGCAAGCGGUCGUCGUCGCGAGCUCCACUGUGGCUCCGAUCCUCGCUGUUGUUGUGUGCGUGGCAGAGUCCGACGCAGGAUUUGGGCGUCUGGUGGGCGCGUGCGUGCUGGACGCCUGCACUCGGUACUUUGGCCACGCUGCGCUCGAUGGUCUCGUCGCAAGUCUCAAAAAGGAAACGGAGGCACAGGCGACGACCUACACCCUCUCGUCGGCGCUCGAGGGGCAAGCACCUGCGAAUCAUACCGCGUUCGGCGCUUUCGAAGCAACUGUUCUCGGUCCUUUCCUGGGCACUGCUAUCGAUUUGAAGCGGUCCUUGCAGCGACACCCUCGCGCCUUCUUCCUCAAUAGCAAUUUGAGCGAAGUCCUGCCGCCCACCCCACUCGCUUCGGCGCUCCUCCACGGAAUCCUCUGCGUCGCCCGGGAUGCUGUCGUCGCCGCCACCGGGUUUUGGACUGCCCGACCGAUCGGGUCGCGCCACACGACCUACGUCGGGCUCGCGUCCUUUGGGAUCCCAGGCUACUGUGCUGCAGUCAUCUACGAAGGACCGGACGAGUGGUUCGAUGCGCUGCUGCCUCCUACAACGACGACAGUUCACGUCCCUCAUGCCAGCCCGUGGAGUGUGGCCCAAGGACUUCAUGCCGCUAGUGCCCGCUUCACGCUCGAGGAGCUUUGCGCGAGCUUCGCCCAUCACGAAGCGUCACUUGUGCCCGAGUCUCCGCGACAGCCAGAGCCCGUAAGACAGAAAGACUAG